UCGCUCUCGCCAUGAAGCCCCCGAUUGCUGAACUCUUCCGCCGCAACCCUCUUGUAUUGCUUUUCCAUCAAUCACUCCGCGCGACCAACUACUACUUCUUGGUACCCCAAAGAUCCGAUCCUUCCCAGACCCUAACCCUAGCGAUGGGGAGCGAGGGGCCUUCGAGGCGGCCGUUUUGCCUACAUUGCGACAAGCCCGCCCGCACCUGCCUCUGUUCUCGGUUUCAGUCGCCGCCGCUCGACAACUCGAUCGGCGUGACGAUCCUUCAGCACAGCUUGGAGAAGAAGCACCCGCUCAAUUCGACGCGAGUCGCUAAACUGGGGCUCAGGAACCUGGAUGUUGUCCCCGUUACCGAUGUUAAUUUUCAUGCUCAGCUCUUUGUUCGCCCUCUUGAACGCGGUCUGGACUGCCGGGAGGAGCCGGAAGCAGAGGAAAGUUCGGAUUUUUCAGUUGCCCCUAUGAGUGAUUUAGGUCAAGGAGUUGCAUAUCAUGACACCAAUGUUAACUGCGGUUGCGGUGCUGCUCAUUCAAGUAACCUUCAUAAUCCAUCAAAAAUACCCGAUGCGUAUCCUCCUCUUACGUUCCAUAAGCAGAAUUCAUAUUCCUCGUUGUCCGGGUCUGAAAGACUCGAUUUUGAUCGUCAUGGAGACUAUCCAAUAGAUGCAGAUGAUGUGGUCACAAUAACAUCGGCUAAAUAUACAGUAACAUGCUCUGGUAGUGAUAUAAAAAUGAUAGUUGAGCGUUCUGCCAAACCCAAGAUCGAUUGGAUUUUACAGACUCCGAUUGGGAGAGCAGCGAUUUCAAAUGGGUUUGUGGUUAAGAAGAUGCAGAGGAAGGAACUGCAACCCACCAAAGAAUUUCAAGAUUUUAUAGAAUUUGAGAUCCUGGUGCCCCCAGGAACGGCACUUCUUUUUCCUAGUGAUAAAGCUAUCUGUACGAAAGCUGUGGAAUUUGAGGUGAAGCAUUUGGUGGUUUUAGAUGGUACAUGGCCAAAGGCAAAGAGGAUUUACCAUGAGAAUCCCUGGUUACAGCUUUUACCUCAUCUGAAGCUGGAUCUAGGAGAGGAUAGCUUAUAUGGUGAGGUGAGGCAUCAACCUAAGGCAGGUUGCUUAUCUACCAUCGAGAGCAUUGUUUGUGCCCUGAAGGAAUUGGGGGGUGACAUGGAGGGGUUGGACAAUCUUUUGGAUGUUUUUGGGUCCAUGAUUGGGGACCAAAGGUUCUAUAAGGAUGAAAAGUUCCGAAAGAUGUGUCUUAAAUAAAUGUAUAUGAUGGUUGCACUUGGUUCUUUUAUUUUUUAUUGGAACUGAGGAAAAAGUGGAAGAAAUGGAAGGUUGAAUGAUCUUUUGGAUUUUUUGGUGAUGUAUCAAGAGGUGCUUGUACUCUAGGAUCAAGUACUUGUCAAAAAAGGACCACUGACUAAGAGAGAUCACUUGGUUUGGAUUAUGUUAUUCUUUGAUUGUUCAAUUGAUUUUUGAUUAUUUGAAGGUGUACCAUUAGAGAGAUCUUUUAAUAGAUACAAAUAUUGAUGUAUGCUGAUCCUUCUUGCUUUGCUGUUUCAAGUAAUUGGCUGGUUCAGUUCCGGCUCCAAGCCACACCUAUUGUAGCUUAAUAAACUAAAUGCAAUCACUUCUUUUUCCUCUUAGCAUCUAA
Molecule: messenger RNA, 1650 nt
Organism: Musa acuminata AAA Group (dessert banana)
Lineage: Eukaryota; Viridiplantae; Streptophyta; Magnoliopsida; Zingiberales; Musaceae
Exons: 1
Coding region: 12-1259 (415 amino acids)
Source: RefSeq, a predicted model, not a curated record